Messenger RNA from Monascus purpureus, 771 nucleotides. The record is from the annotation of a GenBank genome assembly. NCBI's taxonomy places the organism in Eukaryota, Fungi, Ascomycota, Eurotiomycetes, Eurotiales, Aspergillaceae.
AUGUCGACUUCAAACGAUGCCCCGAUACGAUCGCCGACUCCAUCUUUAACAGCGAUGGCGGCAGUUUCUCAGGUCACGCUGCCAGAAGUCAGAAAAGCUCCAGGAUCGCCAGCGUCGCUAGAUGCGACUCCAGCCGUCCCAGCAGGCGACCAAGGCAAUGAUAGUCUUGCGCCAGAACAACCUCAAUCAGGGGGACAGCGUAUUUCUCGGGGGGCAAUAACAGAAGAUUCAACAGUAGAUUCAACGCCUGCAGAGGCGGAACCCUAUGAGCAUAGACAUGCGGGUCCAGACACACUUGUGCCGGUCCAAGAACGUCCAGUAACUGCGACUACGUUAAUCAGGGCCGCAAAUGUAAGCGGAAGUGUUACUGCAGAGCCAGGAAAGUAUUUCCCAACUCCUUCGAGUCAGAGCCAGUAUCAAAAUCCGAGUCAGGCACAGGGUUACGGCGCAUCUUCCGUGCCUCCUACAAUGUUCUCUAGUGGAUACAGUCAAGGGCUUGCGUCUGCGCCUGCACCUGGGGUUGAAACAGAGCCCGGUCCUGCUGCUCCCUACUCUUAUUAUCCUCCUACGUACGAACAGUAUGGCGACGCUUAUGGGUAUGGAUAUGGAUACGGGUACAAUCAGAGAGGCGCGGUUGAACAAGAAGACGAGUAUUCGGAGCAACCGGGAUUCUGGAGUGUUGCCAAGUCCUGGAUGAGGACUGCUGGUGAGAAGAUUGUAGAACUGGAAGCUGAGUUCUGGAGGAGAGUCAACGAGGCCCACGAGCCGUGA